GAAGGCUCUUCACGAGAGAACUUCUUCUUCUUCUUCUUCCCUCUUUUUUUUUCAUAUUUAAUAGAAAAAAAAAGGUAAUCACAGAGAGAGAGAGAGAGAGAGAUUGCAUUUUUUGCUGGAGAAAGAAAGACCGAGAUCGAUCACCGUCUUCAUCGCCACCAUGUGCAAUCCAAGCUCCGCCGCAGUUUCCUCCAUUUCCGACAAACAACAACCUGAAUCCCCACAAACCCACAUCUUCCUCGAUCUCUUCUCCAUCAAAACCAUCCAAAACCCAGAUUCCGACAUGCCCAAUCCCUUGCAUCCCCCUGUCCCUUUCCUCUCCGACGCCCUGUCAGAAGCCAAGUCUCUCUUCGCCCUCGCCUUCCCCAUCGCCGUCACCGCCCUCGUCCUCUACCUCCGCUCCGUCGUCUCCAUGCUCUUCCUCGGCCGUCUAGGUGACCUCGAACUCGCCGCCGGUUCCUUCGCCAUUGCCUUUGCCAACAUCACCGGUUACUCUGUUCUCUCCGGUUUAGCCCUUGGUAUGGAACCUCUCUGCUCUCAGGCCUUUGGCGCUCACCGCUUCAAGCUCCUCUCCAUUACCCUUCACCGUACGGUCGUCUUUUUGCUCCUCUGCUCCGUACCCAUCUCCGUUCUGUGGCUCAACGUCGGGAGAAUCUCUGUUUAUCUUCAUCAGGACCCCGACAUCGCACGAUUAGCUCAGAUUUACCUCCUAUUCUCUCUGUCCGAUCUCUUCACCAACUCCUUCGUCCAUCCAAUCAGAAUCUACCUUCGCGCCCAAGGAAUCAUCCACCCCGUCACUGUAGCCUCCCUCGCCGGCGCCGUCUUCCACUUGCCGGCGAACUUCUUCCUCGUCUCAUACCUCCGUCUCGGCCUCGCCGGCGUCUCCCUCGCCUCCGCCUUCUCCAACUUCUUCGUCCUCUGUUGCCUCGUCUGCUACGUCUGGGCCAGAGGUCUGCACGCGCCGACGUGGACCGACCCGACGACCCGCGACUGCUUCUCCGGUUGGCAACCUCUUCUCCGCCUCGCCGGACCGAGCUGCAUUUCCGUAUGCUUGGAGUGGUGGUGGUACGAGAUCAUGAUCGUCCUCUGCGGCUUGCUCGUGAACCCCAGGUCUACUGUCGCAGCAAUGGGGGUCCUCAUCCAGACCACUUCGCUCCUCUACGUAUUCCCAUCAUCUCUGGGCUUCGCCGUCUCGACACGAGUCGGAAACGAGCUCGGAGCCAACCGUCCGAGGACGGCGAAGCUCGCGUCCAUGGUGGCUGUAGCGGCGGCGGCGGCGAUGGGACUCACCGCGUCGGCGUUCGCGUGCGGUGUGAGGAACUCGUGGGGAAGGAUGUUCACGGCGGACGCCGAUAUCCUCCGGCUAACGGCGUCAGCUCUGCCGUUACUCGGCCUCUGCGAGAUCGGAAACUGUCCACAGACGGUGAGUUGCGGCGUCGUGAGGGGCACAGCUCGGCCGUCGACGGCGGCGAACGUGAACCUGGGGGCCUUCUACCUGGUGGGGAUGCCUGUAGCCAUUGGACUCGGGUUUUGGGCCGGGUUCGGAUUUAAUGGGCUUUGGUUGGGCCUGUUUGCGGCGCAGGUUAGCUGUGCUGGUCUUAUGAUGUACGUGGUGGGGUCCACCGACUGGGACAAAGAGGCCGAGAAGGCGCAGUCACUAACGUGCACCGGAGGCAUAGAGAGCGUCACUGCAGUUACGAAUACUUCGAAAUCAACGGUAGACGACGGUGAGAGCGAUGAGGCGGAGCCGUUGAUUCGCAUCACGGUGCUUUAUUAGCUAAAAUAAAUAACAAUUAUUAUUACAUUCUAACUCUCCUCAUAUUUUUUUUCCUUUUCUUUUUAUAAAAGGAGAAGUUUUGUUUCAAUUUAUUUACUUCCCUUUUGUUUUAGAAUCCUUUCCAUAUCUUUUUUUUGUAUUUAAAAAUCUUUUUUUUUCCUCCAAUUUUUGCUAUUGUGACGAGUAGUCUAUA
This is a messenger RNA of Tarenaya hassleriana, 1970 nucleotides long. RefSeq names its product protein DETOXIFICATION 51-like. Gene Ontology annotation, biological process: xenobiotic detoxification by transmembrane export across the plasma membrane. The transcript has a single exon. The coding region runs from base 161 to 1777 and encodes 538 amino acids. The record is from RefSeq and is a predicted model, not a curated record. NCBI's taxonomy places the organism in Eukaryota, Viridiplantae, Streptophyta, Magnoliopsida, Brassicales, Cleomaceae. Gene Ontology annotation, molecular function: xenobiotic transmembrane transporter activity; antiporter activity. Gene Ontology annotation, cellular component: membrane.